AUGCGACAACGCCUAGGUUGGUGGACGGACCAUCCGGCCCGAGCCCAAGGACAACACUCUGGAUGGCCUUUCAAACCUCGCAAAGAUAGCUCAUCAAUAUAUUCGGAUCCGGAGAACAAAUACGGCCCACCAACGUCUAUUAAUCACAAGCCCGCCGAAUUCUGGCCGACUACAGGGCGGAUAUUACAUGCCAAGAUUAUGCCAGCACCGUGUCCGUUUGUUCCAGGAGCCGGUUCUGUCUUGCUCUCCGCCUUUACGGGGUUAUCAGGAAGAUUUGACGUUAUGCAGUUGCGGCUUCCUCCUGCUCCGCCAGAUGUCCAGGCGCGUGCCCAAGGUGACACAUUAGUAUACGUCCUUGAAGGGGAGGGCGAACUUAGUGUAUGGGACGCCCGUGAGACCCUCUUUGCGCGUGCUACUGGAUCUAAACUACGAACCGAGACGAGCGUAAUCAGACAAGGCGAUUGUGCAGCGUUUCCUGGCGGGUCUGGGCUGGCCUGGGCAAUAAAGAAUACCGCAGCUAUAGGAAGCAAGGAAGAUCUGGACAUUUUGGUUAUUGAAGAGAAUAUACCAGGCGACAAGGUCGUCUACCCAUGUGCGAAUGAUGUAGUGGAUGCACGCGAACGCGUAGCCAGGGAAGGCGGAAGGUGGUGGGGUGAAAUAGAACACGGAUUGACUGGGAAGAAGCAUUGA
Rhizoctonia solani is the source of this 690-nucleotide messenger RNA. Its product is annotated as cupin domain-containing protein. The coding region runs from base 1 to 690 and encodes 229 amino acids. NCBI's taxonomy places the organism in Eukaryota, Fungi, Basidiomycota, Agaricomycetes, Cantharellales, Ceratobasidiaceae. The transcript is spliced from 4 exons. The record is from RefSeq and is a predicted model, not a curated record.